AUGCAGCGCCUGAACCGCAUCCAAGGCCACCUCCAGACGCCAUCGCCGACCGAAGUCGUCGUCGUCGCGGCCACGCGCACGCCCAUCGCCAAGGCCAAGCGCGGCGCCUUCAAGGACACGACGCCGGACGUCUUGCUGCGCCAGGUGUUUGAAGGGGUCUUGAAGCAGACCAAGGUAGACCCCAAGAUCAUUGGCGACAUCGUCGUCGGUAACGUGCUCCAGCCCGGCUCGGCGGCC
This is a messenger RNA of Saprolegnia parasitica CBS 223.65, 237 nucleotides long. RefSeq lists its product as hypothetical. The transcript is spliced from 3 exons. Gene Ontology annotation, cellular component: peroxisome. Gene Ontology annotation, biological process: fatty acid beta-oxidation; phenylacetate catabolic process. The annotation marks the transcript as partial. The record is from RefSeq and is a predicted model, not a curated record. Gene Ontology annotation, molecular function: acetyl-CoA C-acyltransferase activity. NCBI's taxonomy places the organism in Eukaryota, Oomycota, Saprolegniomycetes, Saprolegniales, Saprolegniaceae.